AUGGGACAGAGUGUUAGUGUAGAUAACGAUGGCAUUAGGGGGGAUGUGGAAUUGGUAGAGGUACCUAAAGAAGAAUUGAUUGGUUUUUUCCAUAUGAAAUGUAAGUCAUUACUACGCAAGGUGGAACUAAAGGCAAUUGCUACCAAGACCAAUAUUACUAAUUUAAAUGAAAAGACAGUCAUAACUCCCAGUGAUUUGGCUUACCUUCUACAAUUGUGUCGUAAGGAUGAUGAAGUGACACUGAUCAAUCAAAAAUUUGGUGAUGUUGUACAGAUAAUCUAUGACGCAUUAAAAAUAACUGGUUCAACACCUUUUCUACGGGAUUUUGAAAACCAACAAGGGAAUUCCUUAACUAUUGAUGAUUUGAUAGUCAAUUCCGUUGUAUACAAUGGGAAAUUGAAGAAAGUUGUGGCUGAUUAUGAUAUUUUAAAGGUAUUGUUUGUGUCUUUGUCAUAUAAAAGUUUGGUGGAAUACAGUAAAUUCCAUGCAAAAAAGGAUAACGUGGAUAAUUUAGUCACUAUAAAAGCCCUAAAAGUCGAGUCCGAUCAAUUACAGAAAAGAUUGAUCUGGAAAAGUCUUGCACAAUUCAAAGACUUCGAUGGAAUUGACAUAAAUGAUUUAUAUAUUGAUGGCUAUGAUUUGCACCAAUUGUUAACUUUAUUCCUCCUUUUAUCAUCAAUUCCUCCUAGCAGUAAGUUAAGAAUGGAGUCAGUCUUGUACAAAUUAUUGAAAGAGAACUGGGGGAACUUUGAAGAAUCAGCCCUCAGUUUAUUGAAGUACAUGGAUAUUAACAUUAAUUCACAUAAUAUGAAAUCCACCAAAAUCAAGUAUGAUCAGUUUUUCACCAACGAACAUCAAAUAGUCAUAAAAUUGCUAAAGGAUGGAUUCACUGCAUUAUUCGAAACUGGCUUUUUAUCUUCAAAUUUUGAUGAUACUACAGUUUCAGAAUCCCAACCUAAAGAAUCGGCUUUUUCAGGUUCAAAAUUGAUGAACAAUGCUACAAUCUCAAGUUUUAGUACAGCCCUCAAAGCUGUAGGUUCAGAAACUCAAAUAACAACAGAAAAUCUAAUCAAACUCUACAUUGGAAAAGAAGCAGGGUUUUCUAUAAGAUCUUUGGAACUGAAGAUUUUCAAAUGGCAGGCUCCAACAUUAUUCAUUGUUUCAGGUAAAAGGUUAAAAUCAAAAACAGUUUCUUCCAAUAAAAGGUACCUCCAGUUUGAUAACGAAUAUCCUAGAUAUUUCAGGUCAGUAGAAAAUCCUUUAAAAGACUGGCAAUUAGAAAAUGAUCGCAUAACCUAUGGUGUGCUUGUAGGUCAACCAUGGAGAACUUCCAAUAAAAAGAACUUUGGUGAUACUCAAACGACAAUUUUCAGCUUGUCGCCCCAUUUUGAUUUCUAUAAAAGUUCAACCAGUCCUAUCUUAAAAGGAGAGUCCAUAUACUUCAACACUUUAGGUCUUGGAUUAGGUUUUGGUAAUGAACAACCAAUCAACAAAAAUGGUGUUAGAAAGUACUUGCCAGGAGAUGUUUCUUUAACCAUAGAGUCGAAUCUUGAAUUUGCUGUGUUUAGGCAUCUUUCAAAUGGAUCUAAUUCCUACUUCAAGAAAUCCCAACAACAUCAAUUAUCCUCUGAGAACUUCGAAGAUAGGUUCAUGAUCACUGAUUUGGAAGUUUGGGGUGUUGGGUCCACCAAGGAAUUGGAAUUACAAAAGAAACAAUGGGAAUGGGAGAAUAAACAAGCAGAGUUACGUCAAAGUGUUAACUUGAAGACUAUGGGAGAAGACAGAGCAUUUUUAGAAAUGGUUGGUCUUGUAGGAAAUCACGGAGGAUCUGGGGGGUCUGUAUAG
Messenger RNA from Yamadazyma jaroonii, 1845 nucleotides. NCBI's taxonomy places the organism in Eukaryota, Fungi, Ascomycota, Pichiomycetes, Serinales, Debaryomycetaceae. The record is from the annotation of a GenBank genome assembly.